This is a messenger RNA of Cavia porcellus (domestic guinea pig), 6997 nucleotides long. It is a transcript of the gene Cdca2, whose product is annotated as cell division cycle associated 2. Gene Ontology annotation, biological process: regulation of chromosome segregation; regulation of mitotic nuclear division. The transcript is spliced from 17 exons. Bases 622 to 3732 code for a protein of 1036 amino acids. The record is from RefSeq and is a predicted model, not a curated record. NCBI's taxonomy places the organism in Eukaryota, Metazoa, Chordata, Mammalia, Rodentia, Caviidae. Gene Ontology annotation, cellular component: nucleus; chromosome.
AAAAGGCUAACCGUAGGGAUAGACAGCCUGGGCUGUCACAGAAAGUAGUUCCGUUAUCGCGGGUCGCUGUGCUCGCUGGGCCGCCUGCAACUAGCGGCAGCUUCCCUCGUAGCCCAGGAGGAGGCUGUUGCAUUGCCUGAGGCAGCGAGGGAGAGGUCUGCGGGAUUUCAGGGUGCGAGCAGACACGCCCGGGUCAGCGGCGGAGCGAUUCGUGGCUACUCCACGUGGGGGCGGGGCCACGGUUUGAAUCGGCGCGGGGCGAGUGUGGGACUCCGGGGCCGGCAGGCGGCGGCGGCCAGCUCUGCAGGUUCGUGCCCAGUCAGCCCUAAGGCCCCCACGCCGGGCCUGAUCUGGGUGCAGCUUUCACAACAAACCCAGGCGCCGAGGGCCACCGAGGUGGGCGUGAGAGGACCUGCCCAGGGAGGGUCUGGAGCUCGCACAGCUGCUUCCGAGAGCGAGCACCCCGCUGCUGGAGACGGCCAGGAAGAUCAUCGGAGAGCGUUAGCGUGACCCUGGGCUCGGCCUUGUCUUGUUCUUCGCAGAAGCUUCCUCCAGUCUCUUGUUACUUUGAGCUCCGGAGUAUCCUGUCUGCGCGUGUUCCAUGCCCUGUGGGUUGGUUGUAUGGAUACAAGUUCCCAAGACAGCGGACCCCCUGAAACUAAGGCGUCUGCUGUUCAGAAUGCCGAAAACCCCUCUCUUGUUUUGGGAACUGGGACGCUUGCGACUCCUCAGAAGCAUACAGCAGAAGGGACCCCUAAUCUUUGCACACCACAAACUUUUAAAUCGCCUUUGAACUUUUCCACAGUAACCGUAGAGCAGUUGGGAAUUACACCUGAAAGUUUCGUUAAGAACUCUUCAGGGAAGUCAUCAUCCUACCUGAAAAAGGCCAGACGACGUUCUGCAGUCGGUGCACGGGGCUCUCCUGAAACAAACCACCUGAUUCGUUUCAUGGCUCAGCAACGGGCUUUAAAGAGUGCUGAGAAAUCUCCUUUGGUCCCAGGCUCCCCUUUGCAGGGCAGCCCUGGGGUGUAUCGAAAUGUGGGUUCAUUAAGAGAGCGAAUAUCUGCUUUCCAGUUAGCUUUUCACUCCAUCAAGGAAAACGAGAAAAUGGCUUCUUGUCCAGAGAGCUCAGCAGCAGAAGAAAGGCCUGGGAUGACGGGCUCAGAACCUGCUUUAUCCACCUCCACACUGCAGGACCCUUCUAAAAAGGAAGAUCAAGGUGGCUGUUGGCAGCCCGGAUUUCCAGGAGAGUUAUCCUCCAAACGCCGGAAGGUCUCUGCGGGUAACCCAGAGGACAAGCUCGGUCAUGGAGGGGCCGUGGGCAUCCAGAUACCCAGGGCCGGCGUGGAUGGAGCAGACGAUGUGGGAGCUUCCGCCGCUCUCGCCAAGAAACCGUCUGAAUAUGGUUUAACCCAGCCUGGAUGCAUAGUUGAAGAAGCUGUUCCCUGCCCAGCGCUCACAGAGGCCUCGAGUGGACUUGAGGUUGCAGAUUGGACGCAGCACAAAGGAUCCAGCGAUGCUGUUCCGCUUGACAUACUGGUGACAGAAGUGAGUGUGGCCACAGUCCCUGAGUGUAAGUCACCAGCCACGCCUGUGUGCAGGAGGGAGGUUCCACCCACUGAGACCUUUGUCCUCCGUUCUGUCUUGAAGAAACCUUGUGCGCAGCUGUCUCUAGAGAGCUUACAGGAACACCAAAACAACCUCUGUGAUAAUGGGAUGCAUCCAAGCUUAGCUUCAGAUCUUUUAAACUGCUGCAAAGAACAAAAAGCUGAAGAUCAAGACAAUUGUAGAGUGCCUGGUUUUCUAAAUAUGAAGAAGAGGAAGAGAGUUACUUUUGGAGAGGAGCUAAGCCCGGAAGUGUUUGACGAGUCUUUGCCAGCUAACACCCCGUUGUGUAAAGGAGGAACACCUGCCCGUCAGGACUUCAAUAGGAUCAGUCCCCAGCUGCCAGAGGAGUCACCAGUUCCUGAGCACUUGCCUCAACCAGAUUUUGAUGAUAAAGGGGAGAAUCUUGAGAACAUUGAGCCACUUGAGAUAUCAUUUGCAAUUCUGAGUCCUAUUAAAUCUUCAGUCUCUGAGACUCUUUCAGGCACUGAUAAUUUUAGUUCUUCAGAUAACUACCAGAAUAUAUCAUCCUGUAAAGUUGGUAAACCAACAUGGACUUCAAACAGAAGAAAUCAGUUGGCCAGUGUUACAGAAGAGAAUGUUUGCAACUUAUUUAACGCGGAAGCUCAGCCUUGUAAAGAAAAGAAAACUAAUGGAAGGAAGUCUCAACAAACCAAGUGCACAAACAGAGCAGUUUCUAAAAAGAAACAGGUUUGUAAAGGUGGCAAAAAGAAGAAAAGAAAGGGAAAGAAAAGUGUUGAGAAACGUUUGUAUGGAGAAAGAGAAAUUGCGUCUAAGAAGCCCCUCCUGAGUCCUAUUCCUGAGCUUCCCGAGGUCUCGGAGGUGCCGUUCGCAGGCAUCAGAAGACUGCAUGCAGAUGAUUUCAGCUCAACUGGCAAAUGGGGAGAAGCGGAUUUGCUUAAAAUCCCAAAAAGGAAUCCCUUGCUUUGGAACGCGGAUCUGCAUUCGCAGCAAGGCCUCAAUGGAACCGAUGCCUCUAAACUCUGCUGCUCACAUGUGACACGUUCGUCACUGCCCAUGGCCUCCUGUCACGAAGAUUCAGACACAAACAUGGACACCGGCGACAGCACAGCUAUUCCACAGGCGGAAAUCGAGCGGCAGUCCGAAAGCGAACUCGCAGCCGAGAUGGAGACAGCAAGCAGUCCUGCUUCCUGUGCUGCUGCGUCCAGAGAGCACGACGGGUCAGAUAACGGGAGACCUGGCUCUACCUCGCAGUGCCUGGAAGCCGCUGUCGCUGGUCCAAAUGCGGAAGGGCUUUGCCAGGUCUCGAAGGCCACAGAAGAUACAGACCUAAAGUCGGAGGAACAGAGCGACUUCUUAGAGGGCACAGAGGGAAAACCACAGUGUAAUUCCGUGUGUGGUUCAAAGAAAGAACCGGACUGUUUAGAAGAUGUCGUCACCAGAAACAGAAAAGAAUCUGCAAGCCACAGCCAGGACGUGGACAGUCGGCUUGCGGAAAGCGGGAGCGUGACAGGUCGUAGAGAAAGGAAACAAAGGUGCCGCUCUCUGUGCCACGCUGAUGACAACAUCUGCUCAGAGCAGAAUGGGCACUGCAGUCCUCCCUGCGGCGGGAGCGGCUCGGCAGGCGUUAGUCUCGGGAAUUGUGAACUGUACAGAGAUUUAUCCGACGCCAUUGAGCAAGCCUUUCAGAGAGCCGGCAGUGACACCAAGGUGCGGCGGAGCACGAGGCUGCAGAAAGAUUCGGAAACCCAGGGGCUGGUGUGGCUGUCGCUGCCGCUUCCUCCGGCUUCCCAGAAGACCAAGAGGAGAGCGAGCUGCUCGCUGGAUAGCAGGGAAUUGGAGAGUCUGCCCCUUAGGAAAGAGACCGGGUGCUCCACUCAGAGCACAGGCACCGAGGGGGAAGCCAGCAGCCAGGGCCCGGCCUCCUCUCGUUUGCCCAGUAAGAGGAGGAAGAGCUUCUGUGCCUCCGCGCUCUCCAGUGCCUGCAGCAGCGCUGGACCAGCCCUGGCCCCAGCCCUGGCCCAGAGAGGCUUCCCCCAGAAGGAGGAGGAGGAGGAGGAGGAGGCAGCCCAGAGCUCACCAGGGUCUGGUCCAGGCGGCAAGCAGAGCAGUGCUGACACCCCGGAGCCUUGGGCCGGGAGGUAACCUCAGCCCCCUCCUGUCUCCCCUCCUCCGUCCUCAGUUCAGCUGCCCUGCUCGCAAGUUUCAAAUAAAGUCAGCUGUGGUUUUCAGUAGAAACAAGUAGAUUUCUUCAUCAUUCCACAAUCAGACAUUCUCUUAAAUGCAUUCUCCCCCAAAAUGGUAAAUGCUUUUAUUAGUAUUUUGCUUCAAGUUGUUUUUAUACUCAAAACAUGUCUCUGAAUUUUUGUUCUCUGUAAGUUACAUAUUUAGCCCUGAAUGUAAAGAUUUUGCUGUAAAAAAUAGCCUUUAGAAUUGGCUGGUUCUAUCUCAAUAAACUACUUUUGCAGCAGAUAAUUUGAUAGAAAUAGUGGAACUUCAUGAAAAUGAAAACAGUAUAAAUUGAACACUUAAAAUGAUGUGAUAUAUGUGUGUGUUACUUUACAGCAGGGCAAAAAUGGUUAAAAUUCUUUAACAAAAAUGAAAAUUACAAAGCUUAUUUUGUGUGGGUUAAAUGUCAAGGAAGCUUUCAUGACUGUUGUUCUCAAAUGAAAGUUUUGCUUUAAUUGUCAAAAUAAAUGUGAAAUUUCAGAAAAUUCUUUGGAUAACUGGAAUAAUUAAUGUGAAAACACUGUUGUGUCAGGUUUGUUCUGUUUUGUUGAAUUGGAGGUGGGAGAGAGGUGUUUGUUGAAAGUCGAGCAGUUUAGUCUUUUUAAAGACUGGAUUCCCAAAUUAGUCACAGGUGAUUUGGGAUUGAAUUCAUGAUUUCCCAUAGAAGUAAUUUUGAAAGGCAAAAUGGGCACUGGAAAAAUCAGUUUACUAACAAGUAGCAGUGGUUGUUGGUCACUGAUUUCUUUUCCCACAGUGUUUCCCAGCAGCUCUUACCUUUUCCUCGAAUGCUACCGGGGACCAUCAACUUGUCCCAGUUUCUCUCGUCAUGCUUUUGCAAUAUUUCCCACGGCUGUUUUAGUGACAGCAGCUUGAAAACCAAAAUUGCUGUCUACCUGGAAUUUGCGAACCCAUAUAAAUCAUCGUAUCAUUAAAUAAUUGUCUCUGAAAUCCUUUAAAUCAUUAAGCUCUCCCUGGCCAGGAUAGCAGAAACAUGGUAACAAAUAGAGCGCCUAUAAAUAACACGACAGGGAAGAGAGCCCCUGCCGAGUGGCCCAUUUCCCCUUGUAGAGACUAUUUGUUACCUCCGCGGCACCGGCGGGUCUGGGACUCCUGCUGCUAAGACUGAUGUAUUUUACAUUAACACUCAAAGUGAUCCCCAAUUUCUUUUGCUCAAGGGUGGAUUGUGUAAAAUUUCUUUUAUCUUGCCAUGUAAAUUAUUUAUGGACUUUCCCCCUCAUUUAAGAGUUGGUAUGGUGGCCAAAUCAUUAGCACUGAAAACAAACUUUUUUAAGAAAAGAACCAAUUAUCUUAGGAGACUUAGUUUUGAUAGUUUUAAAAGAAAAACUUCAGAAACCUAAGUCUUAAAGGAUGUGAAGUUCUACAAUUUUUAAAUUUCUCCUUUGUUUACUAUGAAAGGUAAAAACUUGUUAUUUGGACCCCUUUCUCCUUAACGAUGACAAUAAAUCCACUAAGCUGUAUUUGACUUAAAUAUUUCACAGUUUGUUUGUUUAUUUCUCAAAAAGUGCUAAUGAAGAUGAAGAAACCAUUCUGACCUGUGCUUUUUUGCGUGGUUUUUUCUAAUGUAAACUUGUUCUCAUUUUCUGACACCCCCAGUUAAAACUACGAACACACUUUAUAAUCCUGUUGGUUUCAGGGUGUUUUACUAUAAAUAUCUGAUUGGCAUCUGUAAGUAUCAAAUGGAUAGUUUUCCUGAAAAAGAAGUCUGAAAAGUGAAAAUUUAGACAAGUUUUUCCUAUCAAGUCUCAUGUAUGUUAAAAGAUUUAUAAAGCUCGUUUCUGGAUUUGAUCGUGAUCACUUGCAGCUUCUUCACGGUUUUCAUUAAUAGUUAAACGUUUGGCUUCAAAAUACUCUUUUUCCCUGCCUUUCGUUUUUUAUUGCUGUACCCAACCCUGGACCCCUCGCCGGUCUCCUGCUUCCGCCCACCGCUCCCCUCCUGCAGUUCCCGGUGGGCUCCAGUAGGUGGCAGCACGACAUCUGCAGUUUCCUUCACUACGCCUGUCCUGAAAGCCAGGCAGCUCCCACGGCUGUUUCCUGAGCCUCGCUUUACUUUCACUCAUUUUUAUUACAGAAAUAAUAGAUGUCCUUUGAAAAGGGCAGAGAGCUAUACAGAAUUAAAAAGUGGAAACCUUAACCACUACUUUUCCCUCCACCACACACACACUGCGCAGGCUCACUUCCCCAAGGGUUUGUGUGCAUGAACCCUGCUCGCAAGGCAUUUUUCCUUCCUUCCCUGUUGCACACGAGUACGCUUUCUUCGUGUGCUCACGGGAUCACCGCAUGUGCUAUUCUGCAACUUGGCUUGCUUACUCUGUGAGAUACCACGAGUAUCCUUCCACGGAACGGACGGUCUAAGGGCCGUUUUGAGUCUUUUUUGGCUGUGUACAGAAUUGGGUACUUUGGACUUCCGUAAUCUAGGUACCCAUCUCCUUAGUACUGGAUGUGAAUUGGCUCCAGCCUUUGUUCCUGAAAAUUAGGCCACAUUGGACUCAUGUGAAAAGGUCUCAGAAAGAGAACUUUGUAAUUAAAAUGGAUAUCAGGUUCUCCAAACUUUGCAGUUUCCUUCACUUCCUCCUCUUGCUGCUUUGCUUAAAGCUGUCUCUUUCCUCACUUUCCCUGGAGCUCCAGAACUGAGUGCGAGGCGUGGAGCUGGCAGAACAAGGAGAGAAUGAUUGAUAGUGCCUGAUUCAUGCUUUAGAUGGAAAGAGCUAUUUUUAAAGUCAAAUGUUUUGGUGUAAAAUAACUUACAGUAGAAUAUACCCUUUAAGCAUACAGUUUGAAUUUUAGCAAAUUUACGCAGUAAUGAAACUAUGAUGGUAGUCAAGGAAUAGACUGUUCCCACCAGGCCAGUCAACCCCUCUCCCAAGUCCGGCCCUUCACAGCUGCUGAUCUGGUUUCUGUUGUUACAGUUCUGCUUUUUCCAGAAUGUUACAGAAAUGGGAUUAUGCAGUAUGUAUCCUUUUGUGUCUGGUUUUUUAAGCUUUUGUUUUUUAAUGCUUUUGGGAUUCUUUCAUGUUGCAUGUUGUAAGUAGAUGAUACCUGUUUAUUAAUGGGUAGUAGUUCACUUUUAGAUGUACCACUAUUUAUCCAUUCAUCACUCUGGAUAUUGGGAUUUGUUUAUAUCUGUUUUGGCUAUUGCAAAUAAAGCUGCUAUAAAUGUUCA